CUGUUUCGCAAACUAAUCACAUUUUCUUCGUUUUCUUCCUCGCAGAAAUGUCCAGCACCGUCAACAAGACCGGCAAGAAGACCCGCUCGGCCAUCGCCGAUGUGGUGUCCCGCGAGUACACCAUCAACAUGCACAAGAGAAUGCACGGUGUUAGCUUCAAGAAGCGUGCUCCCCGCGCUAUCAAGGAGAUCCGCGCCUUCGCUGAGCGUGCUAUGGGCACCACCGACGUCCGCGUCGACCCCCAGCUCAACAAGAAGGUCUGGGAGGCCGGCAUCAAGGGCGUCCCCUUCCGUCUCCGUGUCCGCAUCUCCCGCAAGCGUAACGACGAGGAGGGCGCCAAGGAGAAGCUCUACUCCUACGUCCAGGCCGUCAACGUCAAGGAGGCCAAGGGUCUCCACACCGUCGUUGUUGAUGACGAGUAAAUUUUUUCAGACUCGCUUCAUCAAUAAAAGACAGUGCUUGAUUCCCCCCUUAACAAAAAAAACGGUCCUCAUUGUAUGAAACCAAAAUUUCUAUCUCUAGAAUAAUGAAUGGGACAAUAUGAUGUCGGGUGGUUUGCUGGAA
Aspergillus japonicus CBS 114.51 is the source of this 564-nucleotide messenger RNA. Its product is annotated as 60S ribosomal protein eL31. The transcript is spliced from 3 exons. The record is from RefSeq and is a predicted model, not a curated record. Bases 48 to 422 code for a protein of 124 amino acids. Gene Ontology annotation, cellular component: cytosolic large ribosomal subunit; ribosome. Gene Ontology annotation, molecular function: structural constituent of ribosome. Gene Ontology annotation, biological process: cytoplasmic translation. Lineage: Eukaryota; Fungi; Ascomycota; Eurotiomycetes; Eurotiales; Aspergillaceae.